This is a messenger RNA of Phoenix dactylifera (date palm), 1337 nucleotides long. RefSeq names its product ubiquitin carboxyl-terminal hydrolase. Lineage: Eukaryota; Viridiplantae; Streptophyta; Magnoliopsida; Arecales; Arecaceae. The record is from RefSeq and is a predicted model, not a curated record.
CUCUUUCUUUUUUUUCUUUUUUUUUCGCCCACGGAAGAUUUUAAAAGAAAAAAAAGAAAAAGAUUAGGGAACGAGAGGGAAAAAGGCCCGCUCAGAAGGGAUCAACUCCGAGGCCAGCCCAGGCAGGGCGAAGGAAAGCGAGUUAACAUCCAAAGGAAAGCUUCGUUGAUCAGUGAGCAUCAUAACCAUAAGAUCUAGUUACAAAAUGAGGCGACAGGGACAGUAUGCUGAUCCUGGCAUUAAUCCUAUGGUGGCUGCUCAGAUGCAGCAAUUAUCAGUUCAGAGAUUGCAGCAGAGCUCAGGGAUGAACCAUUUUCCAGGAACGGCAGAUUCUUUGCGGACUGAGGAAGAACCACAGUAUAUGUCUUCAAAAGCAGAGAGACAGUGGCAGUGGGAUGGAGAUGGGCCUAAGGGUUCAAAUCAACCCUCAUCUCAUAUGUACAAAGAAGGUCAAGGAAGUGAUGCUUCACGAUCUUUAUAUGAGGGUCAAAGGUCUGAUUCAAAAAUAGGACUGGAAAAACAAGCCAAUAGAGACCUGAGAGCUCAAGCUCGUCAAGAAGAGAUGGAAACUGUAUAUGAGGAUAACACUCUUCCACAGACAUUUGAAGGUCUAGAGCAGAAAUUUCUUCAUGAUAUAAUGAAAUUAACCAAGGAACAUCAGGACGCAGAAGAUGCAGAAAAUGCUAGGCACAGGGAGAGGCUGAGCGAGAUCAAUGCACAGUAUCAGGAGAAACUACUGGCUGUCCGAGCUCGUCAAGCUACCCACCGAGAGGAGUUCCUUCGCAAGGAAUCACAGGCUCGCCAUCAGCAAUACCAACAGGCUAAUAUGAAGAGCUAUCAGAACAGCGCUGGACCCAGCGAGGGUUACGGCUAUGGUUCAGCUGCUGCAGCUGCCAGUGCAUAUGGAGAUGCACAUCGAGCCUAUGCUGCAAGUCACUUUGACCCCUAUGGGGAGCGGUCUGAAUUUAUGGAAAGUGCUAGGGGUCAUGGUUUUGAACCUCGUGGUCAGUAUCCUGGUGGCCGUGCUUACAAUAUGGGUGGUCGCCAUUUUUGAGGAAAAGUUGCAGGAAUUAGAGCUAUCUUUUGAGCCUUUGUUUUUAGUUCACUGGUAUAUUAAUGCUGUGUCCUUUUUCUAUUCCACUAGUGUUGUUUACCCAUUAAAAGUCCCUGUACUAAGCUACCAGGUGUCAUUGAUACCAUGCUUGUGUCCAUGUGAGAUGGGCUGUGGUGCAGCUUACUAAGGAGUCUUUGGGACCUCAUUUCUCAUGGUUUGUUCGCUGAUGAAUUGUGUUAGACUUCCAACCCGUAAUUGCAUUAUCUUCAUUUGAUUAGCCUAA